CGAGAUUGGAGUCUGUCAAGUUACAUUGACCCACAAGGAAAAAAUACCAAUACUGUUGAAAAACAUAUAUUUCUGUUUCAAAAAAAUUGGACUGGUUAGUCGUGAAUGGAACCAAGGAAACGAACUAUGUAGACAUAAAGUCCCAGAGGCCCGAGAAAGUGUGUAGACUACUUGAGUCAUUCAUCUCUGUGACUUGUACAUCUAAUUAAAAGACUUCAGUUAUGACGGAUAAUGUCAAAGAAAUCCUUCAGGGUAUAGGAAAUGGCAUGAAAGAUGCAUUUGCAGGCACCUUGAAGAUAUAUAGCAUGGACAGUGAGCUGAGUGCUCGUGAGGAAAAAGUAAGAAAGAAAAGAGAAGAGUGGGCACGAUUGAAAGGAAGACCACCACCAAAGAAGGAAGCAGGCGAGACUCGUAUUCUGUUCCGUAUCAUACAGUGUUGUACCUUCAAUGGUGGUGUGUUUUGGUGUAGUAUAGCAAUAUUUAAUAACAUAGUUUUACCGUUAUUAGAAAAAUUAACUUACUACAUAGUUGGUGAUAGUGCAGUUCAAAGUUUAGUUGUGUGGUCAUGGCUGGGACCGAUGUUAUCAUAUACUUUCAGUGCAUUGUGGGUCAUACCACUCUUUCUACUUUCUAAAAUUGUCAAUAGUUUAUGGUUUCAGGACAUAGGAGAUCUUGCCUACAGAAAGUCACGUGGACGUCCACAGAUGCUAGGUUUAAGUACUAUGGUAGCUGAUCUUCUGUUUAGUAUAGUUAUACAGGCAAUAUUCCUGAUUCAGGCUAUGUUUGUUGGAUUGAUACCUCUAUCUGGUAUGGCUACUCUGUUAAGUCUUUUUCAUCUGUGUCUGUUGUAUUCUUUAUAUGCAUUUGAAUACAAAUGGUUUAAUAUGGGUUGGGAAGUUCACAAGCGCAUCCACUACAUCGAGAGUAACUGGCCUUACUUUGUUGGAUUUGGUUUACCUUUAGCUGUGUGCACUUACCUACCCCAGUCACAGAUUGUUAGUGGUUGCGUGUUCUCUAUGCUGUUCCCUUUAUUUAUUAUUAGUGCCAACGAAGCCAGACCACCAAGACAACUAUGUGAGAAAACUAUACGGGUCUUCCAUCUGUCUGUAGAACUUGCCAACAAGAUAUUUCAUAAGACGAUGAGAACACCAAAAUCUGCCACAGAUCAGUCCACUGGUACUGUCACCACGUCAAUAUCAUUGUCAACUAGCUAGAGUUGUACUUUUCUUCUCGCAUCUACUGUGCAUUAUAUAUUGAUAGUCAUGUCAGAGGUGAUAUAAGAUUUGUCAUAUAGAAUACCAUAAUUUGAGGCAUACUCAACUAAACUUUUAUUAAUUUUUCAUUGUCUUUAAGAAGUCCUCUGUGUUAUUUAAAAAUCAACUCAGGACUUCUAGUUAUUUUUGCAUUGAAAGCAUAGUCUUGCUGAUAAGCAUAUAACCACCAUAUUUGCUUC
Molecule: messenger RNA, 1453 nt
Organism: Saccoglossus kowalevskii
Lineage: Eukaryota; Metazoa; Hemichordata; Enteropneusta; Harrimaniidae
Product: etoposide-induced protein 2.4-like
Biological process (GO): macroautophagy
Cellular component (GO): endoplasmic reticulum
Source: RefSeq, a predicted model, not a curated record